This is a messenger RNA of Alternaria postmessia, 993 nucleotides long. RefSeq lists its product as uncharacterized. The record is from RefSeq and is a predicted model, not a curated record. Gene Ontology annotation, molecular function: hydrolase activity. Lineage: Eukaryota; Fungi; Ascomycota; Dothideomycetes; Pleosporales; Pleosporaceae. The transcript has 2 exons. The coding region runs from base 1 to 993 and encodes 330 amino acids.
AUGCUGCCAGCGGCGGCACAGAACUUGUCCUAUGGAGCCAACAACUUCUACCGCAGCGACAACGUCACGGUGCAUCCGAUCACCUUUCCCAGUCAAUACCAGAUGACCGUGGCGGGCAACCUUUUCCUACCCGACAAUCUCGAUCGAAGCAUCAACGCGUCCGCUAUAGUCGUCGGUCAUCCAAUGGGAGCCGUGAAGGAACAGAGUGCAAACCUGUACGCCACCAAGAUGGCGGAGCAAGGGUUCGUCGCUAUGUCGAUUGAUGUUUCCUUCUGGGGAGGCAGCGACGGCGAGCCAAGAAACGCCGUAUUGCCAGACGUCUACGCCGAGAGCUUCAGUGCUGCAGUCGAUUACCUAGGUCUACAAGACUACAUUGACCGCGAGCGUAUCGGAGCUAUCGGUAUCUGUGGCAGUGGCUCCUUUGUCCUCAGCGCAGCAAAGAUCGAUCCGCGCAUCAAGGCUAUCGCGACAGCCAGUAUGUAUGACAUGGGGGCUGUAAGCCGCAACGGAUUACAGAGAUCGCAGAGCGUCGAGCAACGCAAGCAGGUCAUUGCAACGGCGGCGGCGCAACGUUGGGUAGAGGCCAGCGGUGGAGAAACGGAGUAUACGGGUGGAACUCCUCAUGUUCUCACCAAUGAGACCGAUCCAGUUUCACGCGAGUUCUACGACUUCUACCGCACAUCCCGAGGCGAGUUCACACCUGCAGGUUCUGCACCAAACCUCACCACCCACCCUACGCUCUCCAGCCAGACCAAGUUUAUGAACUUCUAUCCCUUUAGCGACCUCGAUACCAUAUCCCCACGUCCAGUUAUGUUCAUCUCUGGCGACAUGGCACAUUCGCGCGAGUUCAGCGAAGAUGCGUAUGAGGCUGCGGCAGAACCAAAGGAGCUAGUUUGGAUUCCAGGCGCUGGCCAUGUGGACUUGUACGACCGCGUUGACCUGAUCCCCUUUGGCAGGCUCACAGAGUUCUUCCAGCAGAACUUGAGUGAGUAG